CCCUCAAGGUGACUCAGUAACACAUGGGAGAAACUGCAAGAAUUCCUGCCUUUUGUUUGCCAAAAUGAGACGUAUUUUCUUGCUUUUUGUUUGUCUCAGAUGGCAAAUACCCGUCUCAGGAGUCUCAGGAUGGGAACAGUCAUGCAAGGCCUGUGACAUAAUCAAGUCAGCGGACGGCUUCCAGCUGGUGUUCGAGACAUGUAACGUAACUGGUGUGGGGGAGGUGGAAGUACGCCUUAAUCAGACUAUGAUUGCUUCUUUUAAAAAUGGAUUGUCCAAAUAUUCAUCAGAGGUAAUCCAAAUCAGCGAGCAUUCGAUUACCAUCAAACGGUGUCUGCCUGAACUGCAUGCAAUAUUGUUCUAUCAUGAUGAUGUAGCUUGCAUCAAAUGUGAAGAGAGAGGAAGGACAUCCGACAUAAAACUUGUGCCAAAUGCCAAUGUGGAUCUGGCUGUAUCUGCUGUGACGACCCCGAACAAGAAACGGAAUCAGCAGGUUGGACAACAACAACCUUUAGAUAAACCAGAGAAGACCUGGGUGUACUUGUGUGUUGUAGGUGUCAUUUUGUUGAUUUCUGUCGUGAGCCUGGCUUUGUGCUACAUUUCUUGGAAGAAACAUCUGAAACAGCAGCAAAGUGCACCCAUGGGAUUUUGCAGUUACCUCAUAUCUGGUUAUUGGGCCAGAUGCAGGAGCAGUGCUGAUGUCCAGCAUGUUCAUGCUCCAGGAGAAGCCAAAGGUUUGGUGGACAAACAUGGCAAUGAACCAGACGUGGUCACUGUGUCUCUACUACGCUGGUAAUUAGGAAGUAAUUUUAUAAGGCUGUUUUUUUUUUUUUUUUGUCAAUCUGGUGUUACCACAUGGAGUCAGCAGCUUUGCUUAUACUUUGUCAUUGCAUAAAAUACUAGUAAUAUAAUAAUAAUAACAACAAUAAUAAUAAUAAAAUCAAAAUAUCAUUGCUAUACUUAAUAUGUAGUGUAUAUUAUACAUAUACAAGCAAAAGGACUGUCACAGUGAGGGUUUGUAUUUAGUGGUAUUGGAUACAUAUACCAGCAGCUCCCUCAGGGUCCUGUUCUUCAUACGUUGCAUAUCCAGGAUAAACUGGGUGAUCACAACCUCACACACCUCAAUGUUUAACAAAGGCAAAGUGAUGUGUGUGUGUACAAUUAUUAGCCAACUAUGGGUGCGCAGUAGAGUUGGGCGGAUUGAACCUAAUAUCGAUAAUAUCGAUACCAACACUGGUAUUGAUAUUGAACGAUCCUCAUGUAAAAAGAUCGAUACUCAAGCUUUUUCUCUCUCCCGUACGCACUGACUACUGCGCACGCAGAUUCAUCAAAGUCUACUCUCUGUAAGAGCAGCACUGCGCUGUGUCACACAACACGGAGCAGCACAACCUUGUAUUGUGGUUUGUCAGCCCUC
Thalassophryne amazonica is the source of this 1414-nucleotide messenger RNA. RefSeq lists its product as uncharacterized. The record is from RefSeq and is a predicted model, not a curated record. The transcript is spliced from 8 exons. The coding region runs from base 65 to 796 and encodes 243 amino acids. NCBI's taxonomy places the organism in Eukaryota, Metazoa, Chordata, Actinopteri, Batrachoidiformes, Batrachoididae.